This is a messenger RNA of Linum tenue, 1242 nucleotides long. NCBI's taxonomy places the organism in Eukaryota, Viridiplantae, Streptophyta, Magnoliopsida, Malpighiales, Linaceae. The record is from the annotation of a GenBank genome assembly.
GCGACCUUUGCUCGACGUUUCCCGCGGACAAUUUCUGAUCUCCCCGCGUACCCUUUUCCAUAAUCACCCAUUGUUACACCUGUAAAGAGUUGAGCAGUGAUGGAGAACGUAUCAGAGAGGGCAUUGUUGAAGCAUCUGCAGAAGGAGCAAGAGAGGGAGAGGCGGCGGAUAAGAGACAGGCAGCGGAGGCAGUCGAUGAGCGCUGAAGAGAGGGAGAGGCAUCUAGCCAGGCGGCGGAGGAACUACCAGCUGCGGAGGCAAAGAGCUGAGAGUGCUAGGCUUGAGCUUCAGCUCAAUCAACAAGCCACGGCGGCUCUAGCAGCAGCUAGUAGUGGUGGUGGUGGAGGAGGAGACAUUGCCAGGGUUGUUGAACAACAACAGCAGCAGCAGCAGCAACAACAACAACAGAUUUUGUUGUCUGUUCCUGAAGCUAGUAAUAGUGCUCAUUUCAAUGGCUUGGCUUCAAAUGACAUUGUUGUUGAUCCAAUGCAGGACAGCUUCAAAGCAGCAUAUGCAAAUCCUGUUGCUUUGGAAGUUGCAGCUCAUGAAUUGGCCAAACUUCCCAAACAGCCAAGAAUAAAGCACAUAAAGCAACUUGCAAGGUCUCUAGCUCGUAGUCACCAUGGGAAUGAUAAUAACAGAAUUGCAAUCGACCUACUAAUCAAGGCCAAUCCAGCACUCACUUGUCUGUUGCAGCAAAAUGGUCUCAGAUUCACUCGUCUCAAGAGGAUCGCGAGGUCCUUACAUUCUGAUCCAAAGAAGAAAGCUGGAGAUCAGCUGCAGAACGAAACAGUAGAACACAAUCAGCCUGAAGUUCCUCAUCCAGACAAUGUCAGACAAGAAGAACCUUGAGUAUCAAGUAAAGGGCAACUCCUUUUACUCAGCCAUGUCUUAAGGGAACAUUUUAAACCAAGAAGUUCUGAUUAGAAACAUAUGCCAAGAAUUUUACAGGAAACUGAAGAGAAAGCAUGGAGAAGUUUUUUUGUUAGGAAAUUGAAAUGUAGGGAUUGGGUAGUCAAUAACUUUUUUUACGAGCAUGUGACUGUAAUUGAUUUUUUUAUAAAUAUAUACAGACUGAGCCCAACGUUAUCUUGGGCCUGAGUCCAGUCCAUUUAAAACAAUGCCACAGAGAAUAAAAAGAAAACUGUUUUCGAAAAGAAAAGCCUCUCAUAGUUGCCGCCCUUUCUUCUCCUAGACAGCUAUGGAAAGCAGAGUUCCUUCCAAGAUUCGGCUUCUUCCAAC